GUUAAGUGGGCUAACUGACGUAAAACCUCGAAAGAGAAGAAGAAACUCGGUGACUCUGACGUCAUCACGUAGAACGUGUAGCACUGAAGCAACAUGGCUCUGAAUGGAGACGACAAGGACUUUGAGUGGGAGCCUCCAACAGAGGCAGAGAUGAAGGUGAUACAGGCUCGAAGGGAGCGACAAGACAAAAUCAGCAAGCUGAUGGGAGACUACCUGCUCAAAGGAUACAGGAUGCUGGGAGAGUGCUGUGACGUGUGUGGGACAAUUCUUCUCCAGGACAAACAGCAUAAAAACUACUGUGUCUCAUGUCAGGAGCUGGACUCGGAUGUUGACAAGGACAAUCCUGCUCUGAAUGCACAGGCAGCGUUGUCCCAAGUGAGAGAGAGACAGCUUGCAGCCCAGUCCACUGCGCCGUCCCAGGCCCCAGAACUCAACGGAGGCCCCAGCAGCAGCAGUCAGGCAAGUGUGUCAGUUGCUCUGCCCAGACCGGAGCACUGUGAGGGGGCUGCCGCAGGGGGAAGAGCUCUCCUGCCUCUGCCUGCUGUCCCUUCUCCUUCAGCUCCUGCCCCCGCCCCGGUCCUGGCACCUACUCGCCCCCCAGUUAUUCCACAGAGCGCCACCAUCCAACCUAUGUUGCAAGAAGCUGAGGAGGCUGUUCUAAUCAAACUUCGGUGGGCCACUAACCAGCUACAGAGUUCGGCCUCCCUGGAAUCAAGUAUCCAGCUCUGCAGCCUUAUCACCAGCUGUGCCAACUCGCUGCGCAGCCUCAAGGAGCUCAGCCAGUAACCGUCAUGGAAAAGGUUGAAACCCUGGAGCGUUGUUUGUUCUUGCCUCUGUCCUUGAAUACUGACUCUGGUUUGCUGCUUCGCAGCAUCUCUCCCUUACUGACUCCUUGCAUAGAACUGAAUUUAUAAUUGGUCAGCAAAAGCACUUGAAAUAAGAUUAAAUGUCAUAAGUUCACAAGAUGCUCUUGAGUUAGCAAAACUAUAUGGCUGGCAGAAAUAUCAUGUUACAUUGUUUCCUAAAAUGUUUAAGUACAAAGGUUUGAACAUUUGACUGUUUUUGUCAAUUUGUAAGUUAUGAUAUAAUGCAGGAACCGAACAUGUCUAAAUGCACAUUAGUCAUUGGUAUGAAUUUAAAACCAUCUGGCCAUUAAAACAUAAAAAAAAAAACAGUAUACAGUAAAACACUGCUAACUUAUUUCCAUAGUCUACUGGCUUUGAUUAAUCCAUAUUACAACAUCAGUUUUCUGAUUGGUUGUUCAGUAGUUUCAAAAAUGGUGUUGGGUUGCAAAUUCAAACAAAAGCUAAAACUCCAGUGCCAGAAUGUCUGUAUAAUUGUUUAUCAGCACAUGCAACAGUGUCUGUGCUGAUGUACAACAUAAUACUAGACUGAAAGUCAUCAAUUAAAAUGUAAAGACUGUUAGUGUAUUGUUAAAAACACCAGUCCUCUGAUAAGAGAUGCAUUUCUCUAUUUACUGUUUGUUCUGGAUUCAGAAGGAGAGUCUCUGAAGCUCUGGUGAUGCAAAGAUUGUCAAUGUGUGCGGGCAGUUCUGAGGUUUUUAUUGUAAAUAUAUUUGAUACAUGAUGGUGAUGAUGAUGAUGAUGAUGGUCAUGUGAUGCUCGGAUGAAAUUGGCGACAUUCAGGAGUCAAAGUCAUAGUUCUUCAUUCAUUAAAACCAUCUAGAGCAAAUAAACUGUGCACUGUUCAUCAAUAGAAAGCACUUCAUAGUAGAUAAAAGCCAGCUUCAGUGUUGUUCAAGAGUUUUUCUAAUUCUGCAGUUUGUUUCUUUCCACAAGAGGGCGCUAAAUGCAAACCACGAUGCUGCAAAGUUUAAUUGGAAAACGCUGUAUUUAAACAAGUAGCAUUUAAGUACCAAUAAACAUGUAAAUUGCAUUGCUGUUUAAAAAU
Anoplopoma fimbria (sablefish) is the source of this 1911-nucleotide messenger RNA. RefSeq names its product zinc ribbon domain containing 2 (gene znrd2). The transcript is spliced from 4 exons. The record is from RefSeq and is a predicted model, not a curated record. NCBI's taxonomy places the organism in Eukaryota, Metazoa, Chordata, Actinopteri, Perciformes, Anoplopomatidae. The coding region runs from base 94 to 786 and encodes 230 amino acids.